This is a messenger RNA of Cuscuta europaea, 1059 nucleotides long. The record is from the annotation of a GenBank genome assembly. Lineage: Eukaryota; Viridiplantae; Streptophyta; Magnoliopsida; Solanales; Convolvulaceae.
CUAAGCUGUCCAGGCGGCUAGCUCAGCUCAAAGAUGGCUCCCCAAAAGACUUCCAUUUCGGCCACCAUGAUGAUCUUCAUCAUGGCGUUCAUGGCGGCUAGCUGCAACUCUCGUAUUCUACUGGGCAACAACAAUAUGAUGGAAGGCGCUGACUUUGUUGACCAGCAGCGUCAAGAGACGACUGGGAGCAGCAGUGGUGCUGCUAUAAACAUGCCGCCGCCGCCGGCUGAUGAUGAGAAGAAAGAUAAACAUUUAUUCCGUCCGAACUUAGAGGUUUCUCCCCCGCCACCGCCGCCUGUUCCGCCAAUCUUUCCGCUCCCAUUACCACCCCUCCCACCUUUCCCCUUCCCACUACCCAUCCCUGGAACUCCUCAAUUGCCCCUUCCAGUACCACCGCUUCCGAUUCCGAAUAUCCCUGGACUACCACCACUCCCGCCUCUUCCCUUUCCGAUUCCGAAUAUCCCUGGGCUACCACCGCUCCCGCCUCUUCCCAUUCCGAUUCCGAAUAUCCCUGGGCUACCUCCGCUCCCGCCUCUUCCCUUUCCUAUCCCGGGAACUCCACAACUGCCACGGCCGGUACCGUCUGUACCACCGGUUCCGAUCCCGGGAAUCCCUGGACUCCCUCCACUACCACCGCUUCCAAUUCCAAUCCCGGGAACUCCUCCACUGCCGGUACCGCCCGGUCCGGUUCCCGGCAUCCCCGGACUCCCUCCCCUGACGCCGCUUCCGAUUCCGAUCCCGGGAACUCCUCAACUGCCGCUUCCACCACCACUUCCAAUUCCUAGUGUACCUGGACUACCUCCUCCCCCAGCAUAGGCGGCGCCGGCGGUGGCACGAGUAGUUAAUAAUUAUAUUAUCCUAGAUGACAGUGCAUGCAUGUUAGGAGUAUAUGUAUAGUACUACGUACGUUCUUAGAGUUUUUUUAAUUUUCGUCCUUUUUAAUAAUUCAUGGAGUUAAAUUAGUUCAUUAGUUUCUAUAGUGAGUAGUAACUAUCUUCUUAACUGCCAGUGUUGUCUGGAUAAUGUGUAAAAUCUAAGCUCAAUAAAAAUGUUUCUAUA